GCGAACGAGAACUGAGCCCAGGCUCUGUGGGCUCUGGCCCUGCUUUCGGAGCUGGGUGGGCCCAGGAAGGGGCCGUAGGGCGGGAGCCUUUCGGGGGUGGGCGGUGGUGCCGCCAGCGGGGAGGCCCAGGGAGCCGGACGGUGUAGACCGCACCUCCGGAGGGCGCCGGCUCAUCUGCGCGCUCCCGGCGACGGUGGGGCCCGCGGACUCGGGGCCGGUUGGCCGUACCCGUGCGGCGCUAGGUCGUUCUUGCAGGCCCCGAAGCCUGCCCUGCGGCCUCGACUGUGGCCGGUCUGAGUUGCUCCCCCCUGAGGGGAGAGCAAGGCAGGAGCUGCCCGGCAGCCCUAGGAGAGCAGGACGCUUGGUGGUGAUUCCCAUAUGUACAGGGAAGCCGGGGAGUUGCCAUGCGGGGCCUGCAGCCUGCGCUGAGACUGCUCCUGUGAGCUCUCCGUGCCACCCGAUGGGUGAUAGUGUAAGCGGUGGAGAAGCCCAGAACGUACUUGUUGCAGAUAUAUCUAGUAUUAGUGUAUGUAUGCAUUUAGUAUGCAUAACCGUCUCUUCAGUUGCAGUUUAAAGCACACUGGCAGCCCCAUUAUCAGACAAGGGAUAAACUUGAAUGUGACCUUACUAUUGAAUCUGACAAUGACAACGUGCACUGUUUCCCAGCCUUCUGUAGCCUCUCAAGGCAUCAAAACCUUUCCACCAAAUAUCUAAAUAUCUGCUGCAGAUUGUAGCAAGGUAAGACAAAGAACAAGUGACUUAAAGUGCUUCCAUUAAAAAAACUGAAAAAAAACUAAAUUGCAUUGAUUUAAUAUAUUUUUUAUAAUAUGAGUAGUUCUAUUUUUAAAGUUUCUUUCCUUGAAUAGCUGUUCCUAGUCAAAGGCUGAAUAUUGUAUGAUUUAGACCGAUCAUUUCAAAAUAAUGCCACCAGACCUGCACUAACUUGUAAGUAUAGAAUACUACCCAGCCUUAAUUUCUUUUGUAACACAAAAACAUUGGAGACCCAUAGUCCCAUUAGAAAUCUGUUUUUUAAAGAAAAGAAAUCAGUAUCUAUUUAGUGAAAACUGGAAUACUUUAAGCACUCUCGGUUUGUUUGUUUCUGUCUCUUUCUUUUUAAAAGGCAGUUUAGUUUUCUGUUGACAACUCAGGUUUUUUGAUGUCUUCCCAAGUGGGCUAACCUGAAAAUAAGAACUUCAAAAAUUAAACUUAGAAUUUAGUUGAUGAAAAUAUGGAAGAUCAAAAAUACAGAGAAGUAAAAAGGAAAUUACAAGGGAAAUUCUACUUAACUAAUCCACUAAAGAAUAAAAAUCAUUUGUGUUACAAUAUGCAUCAGCUACUUUGCAUGUAUCUCACUUGUUUCAUUUUUUGAUGAGUCAGCAGAGUAAACAAACACCUUUAUGCUGUCCAGGAGAAUCAUUUUACUGACCAAGUGAAGUUUUUGUCUGUGAUUCAAUCCAACAGGGGAGUCACUGUUCAUGUGGAAGGCUCUAAAUAUUUUAGAGAAGUUAUUGUUUGUUAAACACUUGUCUCUACUGUUGCAUGGCAGAAAGAUGUUAAAUGGCCUUCUUUCCCACCAUUUUGUCUCACUUCUCCUGCUUGCUAAGUCUGCUCAUACAAAAUUCAUUAGUCUGGUCAGACUCUUUACAUUACGUGUGUCUUUUUUCUUUGUAAAUCAUAUUCUCUGUCAUGCUGAUCUGGUCUGAGGUAGUCAAUUGUGUUGCUAGCUGUAGUUUCUCAGUAGUGCACUUAUGAGGUCUUCGAUUUUAAAAGGUAGUUUUCUGGAUCAUAAUAGUUUUCUGUUUAAAACUGUUCAUAACAAAAAUUAAAAAAACCUGGUUCCUGCUACUUGGAGUAGGAGCAUAUUAGUAGAAAUUGAUGUAAUCAUCUUUUAAAAAAGAACACUGUAAAUGGUAGUUUUAUGUAAGCCAUGUGAUAUUUAUUGCUUGGUAUACCAGGUAGCUGAAUGGCUUACUUUUUUACCUGUUGACUCAGGUUGAGCACACUCUCCCCAAUACACACACAAACUUUACUACUUGUUUUAUAGGCUGUUGUUUUACAUUACAUUCUGAAGUUACUGCACUGAUGUUAUUAAUUCAGUGAUAUCAACUCAUGUUUCCUUAAGGUCUGUAGGAUUAUUGUGUAUGUCUUAUGCAUAAUUUUCUUGCAUGUAAUUUUGAGGAAGUAAAUCUGUGCUACACUUAGUUGUUAUUCUAUUUGAAUGUUGUCUUAUGUGGUGCAAAAAUUUCAUAUUGCCCCCAUUCUCUUUUGCUUAGAGUAGUAUGGAAUUUCUUGUAAGGAGCAGCAAACAUUUUUUUCCCUUCAGACUGCAGAGGGAAUGAUGUAGACUGUAUAUUUUACUCUUCACAAAGAGACAAUUUAAAUAAUUAAUGGUGUCCUGGCUUCACACAUGGUGGGCUGUUUCACUCACUCCUGACGUUUAACAGAUAAACAUUUUGUCUUUUAAGUGCAUUGUAUAUAUCAAAUAAUGGCGGCACAGAGAAGGGAAAGUAUCAAAACUGGCUUGAUAUCUCUGUUCAGUAUGUUUGACACUUUUACCAUUGGUAUCACCACUGCUAUCUCCAUUCUACUUUUUCUUGUUACAAUUACUGUCAUUUUAUCAAUGUGACAUAUCGUAGUGAUUCUUAGCUAAAACUAUUGCCUACAGGCUUGGCAUCUAGGAGGAAGAAUCAGUUCUGAAGAAGAAAACAUUUAUUGAAUGGACAAAAAUGUAAUGCUUAUCUAAAAGGAAAAAGAAAGGCAUGUUGUAAAAUCACUUCAGAUUCUAGCUGAGGAGAUAAGUAACAAUAGAAAUGCCAAAUUAUAGAGAACCUGUUAUUUUGUUAGGAGAAACUUACAGUAGUUCCAAAAUAAUGUGGACUUUCUACAAAGCAUAAGGAUAUCAAGGAAAAAAGCUCUUCAUUUUUCUUUUUUUUUUUAAUACUGAGUAUUUAAAGUUUGUAUUUUGUAAGUCACAUUUCCUUCCUCAGAAAGACAGUAAGUAAUACAUGUAACAGAAGAAAUAACAUUUUAUCAGAACAAAAAAACCCCAAGAUUUUGAGUGCACAUGGCAAGAACCAAUGGCAAGAAGUAAUUUCAACAAUAAAUGAUUUACAGUGCAUAUAUUGUGAUAUCAGGCCCUAGUGUGUCAUGCAUGUCUGUUUUUCAUUUGUCCCAUGUUAUGAGAUGGAUAUGAAUGGUAUCUGACAACUUUGUGGAGGAUUCAAUAACCAGGAAAUAUUUAUAUUUCCAAAAUGUGGAAAUUUUGAUGGUUUAUACUGAAAGAGCUAUCCCAAGAAUAUGAAUGUAUUCUUUGAGGUCAUACAGUGAUUUUUAAUAGUUAAUCUAGUAUUUAUCUUCAUUAUUUCUGUGCUCUGUGUUUUAGAUAAUUUUCUCAGGAUUUAUUGGGGUUGGGUCUGGUUACUUUAUAUGCAGAGCUUGCUUUAAAUAUACAGAGAAUUGAUAAAAUCUUGUAAAAUCACAUUGAAUUCUGUUUUGAAGGCCAUUCUGGUAGGUAUUGAUCAAUUGGAUUUUCUUGGUAACUGCUACUUUCAGUUACUUUGCAUAUGUUUUUGAUAUGUGGACCAGCAGCAAAGGAUAUGCCAUCUUGUUCUUAGUCUCCUUGCUUAGAUUCAAUUAUAAUCUUUAAUUAUAAAUUGUCUUGAAUUGGUAUCACACUGUUGUCAUUCUGUUUGAGAGGCAAGAAGACAAACCAGCAAUGAUCUGAAGAAGCAAUCUUUAAACUGAAGUACUGUUUUUUUCCAGUGUUAUAACUGAUGCUAGGAAUUACUGAUGAGCUUAUACUUGUAAACAGCAGUGAACAUAACCGAAGUUAUCGAAUGCUUUAUAACCACAGAAAUGUCCUAAAGAUAUUGUCAAAAAGUUUUAAAUAUCUAUUUAUAGGUAAUGGUACAGACACUCACUGUGAAUCUCAAAUUAGUUUAUUUUUUUUUAUAGGAGUCUUCUAAAUAAUGUCUUUAUGUCUUUUCUGGCUUUUUUCUCAGAUAAGGAUACAAAUAAUUUUGAAGCCAUAUGGCAGCUUGAAUAACUGGCAUUAAAAAUCUUGGGAAAGAAGAGCUGAACACAUACAUGCUGAGUUUUGGUCCUUUGCUUAUGGAACUGGCCAGUCAUUCCUGUCACUGUCUGGUAGUCCCCUAGCUCAGUCCCUUCAGGUUUUGAUGUUUGUGACACCAGCUUCUAAUGCUGCUGUUGCUUUCAAAUGUUUGACAGAUUUCUUCGUUUUGAUACUGCUCUUCACACUGCAGCACAGAAUGGGAGUUCUGCAGUUUCAGAACCUUGAGUACUUCGGCUGGACCUUGCUGUCUUGAAGACUUUCUGCUCUGAUAUUGCUUUGUACUGGUUUACAGUGAGGGUAAUUAUUGUGCAGUGAACUGCUGACUCCUUCCCUUCUGCAUGGUUACUUUUCCUGGUCAAUUGCUUUUGGUUACCAGAGCACAUGCCCAUGUUUCAAACAAAAUAAAUUAAUUUUAAAAGUUGUGUUCUAAGAAGAGCAGCCUUUGUGUUACUUUCAGAUUUUGAAUGCCAAAAGUGCAUUAAGAUAUCUUCCUCCUUCCUCUUCUUUAGGGCACAUACUGCUGUGACAAAUGAUUUGUUUGUUCUGGAUUUGUUUGUUUAUUUGUUUGUUUUGUUGGUUUUGCUGUUUAUAGAUAAUAUUAUUAAUUUCCAACCUUGCAGUUCAUCCAUUUUAUUUAUAGAUUUUCUAGAGUCACUUCAGUUUCUUUUAACAGAACAAAUUGAGUCUUUCUGAAAGGUUCAAGGAGAGAUUUCCAAGCUGCAGGGUAAAUCUUGGGAAUUAAGAGCAAGAACAGAUACUUAGGUUUCUUGCCUAAAAUCACAGGGUAGCUGAAAGUUGUAAUGCAGAAUUUCUGUGUACUGUGGUUCCUGGUGGUACAUAAUUUCAACUUCAGAAGCUGUCAUUAAUAUCUUUGUCUCAGCAGCCUAAGACUCAUCAAAUAUACUGUUUCACUGCUUGGUAUGGUGUUAAAGUAGGAAACAACUGCUUCUGCUAUUCUAAAACUGGUAAUUGAGUGCAUAAAUAGAUAUUGAAUACUGUUAAAUGUAAUGGGAAGCAUUAUUGAAUUGUGUGGACUUUCUGCAGUGAAAAAUUUUGGUGUCUGGUUUGCUUCAGUAUUUUAAUUCUUUACUUAACUCUUUUACCUGUAUUGAUUGAUUUACAGAAUUGUUAGGAAAGGAUUUCUGGAGAUCAUUUAGUCCAACCCCAGAGUGCUUAAAAGCACACUGGAUGAAGUGUAUCUGCAAAAGUUACAGUACACAAAACUGGUAAUGAAGAAUCCUAAGUAUACCAUAACUGGGAAUGAAAAGAGACCAUAUAAGACUAAAGGAACAUUAAAAAUAGUCUCUCCAUAAUGUAAGUUUGUUAAUGGCAAAUAAAAUCCAUUUUAGCAGAACUGUGGGCAUUUUGUUUACUCCUAAUUUAUUAGCAUAGGGAGCAGGAGGUUGACUGGGGACUAAGCAGGGAAGGAGAGAUAGGAACAUCAGACCCCAGUCACUUAAAUCCAGGGUAAACCAAGAUUAUUUUGGUCUUGGUGGGUGCAAAGGAGAAAUACCAACCAGAUAUCUUCAAGAGGUAAAAAAAUCACAAAGUUUACUAGUGAAUUACAGAAGGUGACGAACAUUGUCAAAUGAUUUAGUACAACAUGAAACACCACAGCACAGACAUAGCCCACUGAACAUAAAAAUCCUUUAAACCCAUUUGAUAUUAUCUUCUGUGAAAAGAAAGUUAGAAGGAGAAAGGGAGAAAGACAGGAAAAAUGUAGAAAAACAGACAUAGCUACCACCUCCAGGGUUCCAGUGAUGUAGAGCUCCAAGAUGAAGGCAGGGUUAAAGAGCAACAUGACUGCCUCAUGGUCAGCCUUCUUAAAAACCCUUCCUCCCAGGUAGGUCUUUUGGUUGCUCAGCCAUUUAGAAUGCUGGGUUAGGCAGCACUGGCGGGCUGCUUUCAUUGUGCCAUGAGUGACAGACACUGUGGGGCUGGGUCAGGGUACCACCUCACCAACUCCCUACCACAUAUUCCAAGCCCCCAAGAUGUAUCAAAACAGAUUUUCCACUCUCUGACAGAACAUUGUUUGAACUACUCUUUCCCAGUCUCUUCACAGAAACAAAGUAAUCUUAUAUUUUGCAUAAGGCUAGUAUUUUUGUUCACACACAUUUAAUUGCACACACCCUCUCUUAUUUAAAACAAAUUAAUAAAGAUUGGUCUUAGUGGGAUUUGGGGGGUGUCUAAUUGCAAAAGAUGGAAUAAAGUAUUUCCUUGUUUGUUGCGUUGUUGCUACUUGGCCUCUGAUGUUCUAAGCCUCAAAAUGGCAGCAAGUAGUAGCUUCAAAAGUUUGCAUAUUCCUGGAAGUGUGUUUUAAGUUAGCCUUAUUUGUGAAAGAUUAUUGAGCUUUUGAAUGUAGUUUAUGAUUACAUAUAAUGAAUUUCAGUAUUUUUUCAGCUUAACACUUGGAUACUAAAUUUCCUUCCUUUGUUGCCUUUAAACGUGAUAUAGUUAUGCUGAUUUUUUUGGUGAAGUAUAUUGACUGCAGAGCCACUAGCUAUACUAGCUGACCUUUAGAGCAAAGGUGAGUCUGACAAUGAAGAAAGCAUGGGUUUGCAGGAAGAAAACAGAUCACAAAUAUGACCUGUUUUGUGAAGUGGCUGCCACUGAAAUGGUUCAGAUGAUGCUGAAAAUAGAAAUGAAAAGGAGGCUAUCUGGUGUUCUGGCAUCUGCUGGUAUAUACUGGCUAUGAUGGUGACCAUAUUUUUCCAUGUUAGAGGUGAUGGUAGCUUGCAGUGAGCACUUUUGUUUAUUUUUAAGAUACUUAUAAGAAUCUAAUGCUAUAUUCAUUAAACACAGUAUACUUUGUUAGAAAUACAUUAGAAUCCUAUUAGAAUAAAAGAGUGUGUGUUUGAUUAAUUGUGAAUAAGAUGAUAGGUGAAUUUUCUUGGGGAGUGUUUGAAGAUUGCUGAUGACCUAAUCAGACAAAUGUGCAACAGCUAGGAUGCCAGUCUUUGCAUUUAAAGCAAGCUGUCUGCACAUCUGGAAGAUGGAAGCAUUGCAGUACACUCAGAUCAAGUUUGGUCCAUGGUCAUAUCUGAAUGAGAUCGUACUUUUUAGACAUGUUUUUAGAAAGUUUUGUUUAAUAAUAUUGUCAGUAGACAAAUUGCAAAGUAAAGAUGGGGGAAGGUGUUGUGGAUCUGCUAAUGGAUGUAGAUGCUCCAAGAGGUGAGGGACUACAAAGAAUCAAAUGCGCCAAAAGGCUGAAAAAAUUAUCCAGGAAGAUGCUCCAUUUUUGUGUAUGAUAGUAUUCAAGUGUGGUUUUAGCUAUUUAGAAUUAUCAGUAUCUUCAUGGUAUCAUUUAUUUAAAAAACCCACCCACGAUAAUUUUGAAAGACAGACGUUGGUGAUAGGUCUGUUAUGUGACACUGUGCAGAGCUGAGACCAGGCUGAAUAGGGAGGUACUGGUUAUGACUGCUGGGUGAUACAAAAUUCCUUUUAUGUGAUCCUCUCUCAGCACCUUGUGUUGAAUUUUCUGAUCAAGCUCUGUUUUAUUUUUAGGAACUAAGCUUUGUAUUCAUAAUGGAAGUUGAUGUGGCUGGAGAGUCCAGAACUGCCCUCUCCACCCUCUCUGUGCCCCUUGCAGAGGUGAGUUCUGCUGCCAGGAUGGAAGGAGAAAAGCCACGCUGUUCCAGCACCCCCUGCUCACCAUUGAGGCAGACAGUUGCAGGAUAUCAAAUCCUUCACAUGGAUUCUAACUACCUGGUUGGCUUCACAACUGGAAAGGAGCUGCUAAAAUUAUCCCAUAAGUGUAUUGGAAAUGAAGAGAAUAAAAGAGAUUCUUGUCCUAACUUGGGCUCCAAACAUCUUGAUUCAGGAUUUUCACGUUCCUCGCGUUUGUACAAAACUAGAAGUAGGUACUACAAGCCAUAUGAGAUCCCAGCAGUAAAUGGAAGGAGGAGGAGACGGAUGCCCAGCUCAGGGGAUAAAUACAAUAAAGCUUUACCAUAUGAACCUUUCAAGGCACUUCAUGGUCCCUUGUCUUUCUGCGUUUUGAAAGGUAAAAGAGCUAAUUCAAAAUCCCUAGACUACCUCAAUUUAGACAAAAUGAGCAUUAAGGAACCUGCUGACACAGAAGUGCUACAGUACCAGCUCCAACACCUUACUCUUAGAGGGGAUCGUAUGUUUGCAAGAAAUAGCACAUGAGCUAUCAUCUCAAAUUUAGAAAUGAUUUCUGAUCUUUUGUUUGUUGCUGCAGAAAUCCACUGUUGUACUGUAUACAUAACUGUCCACAUUAUAGGUAGUUUUAUCAGCUCAGUGUUACCAGGAAGUAAUUUAUUUGAAUAGUCUUGGCAAUGCAGUGUUCUACAAAUACUUGGAGAGAGAAAUCUUUUCUGAUCAAGCAGCUUCUGAUGCAGAUUUGACUGAACUACUGGGUAUUUCUUUGGAUACAUUUUAACAAAAUAAAAAGCUUUUGAUUUUGGGGAUUUUUUUUCUGUACUGCAACAUCUAGUGUUUACAGCAAUUCAACACUGAAAAAUUUAUGAUGUCUGCUUGGUUGUUGCUAAUUUUGGCUUGAUAUUAGAAACUGCUCUUGGAUAAGUACCCAAGGAGGUUUUUUGGGUUUACUUUUUGUUUCUCUAGUAAAAUGUAUGUGUUUUUCUUACAGCAUGGAUAGGAAAGUGAGCUUGACUGGAUGAAUCACUUGCUAUUUAAACAAUCCAGUUCAUACAUUUUGAGACUGCGCUUGUACUGGUGAUGUGGGUGAGAUUUGUUCGUAAAAGAAACAUUUGCUACUUGAAUCUUAUUAAAUUAUUUUUUUAGUUUCUGCAUUGAAGUAAUUGCUUUGUCCUUUUUAUUCUAUAAAACGUGUUCAGAAUAAAUCUUUGAGUUAUUUAAAGCAAAUUUUUCAGGAGGUUGUGGUUUGGUUUUUUUUUUGCUUGGGUUUUUUUGGGUUUCUGGGUUUUUUUUGUUAGAUUUUGUUUUUAAAUUGUCUAGAGACAGAAAAUGGAAUGUCUGUACUGGUAUAUUGGUAAUGGUUUUGAUUUUAAUUUGUGAUUUUAAUUUCAUCUGUAGUAGAAGAAGGUAUCAACUUCAGCAUUGCUUUGGAAAUUUUGUUGACUUGAAGCACUGAACAUGAGCUCUGGGGAGCAGAUAUUUUUCUUGACAAGGGUGCAAGUGAAAUAUUUCUUGUCUGCGUUGAAGAGAUGAUCUUGAAUUUUGCAGCGAGAUAAUGCACUGGGUUACUUUUGUUAAUAAAUUUGUAUCCAAAUAUGACAUCAAAUGCCACCCUAAUUUUACUUCGGUUUAAAAAUGAAAAAUAGUUUUCAUACUCUUAUUUUUUUAGGUGCAGUCUUGUACUGAAGCAGUGCAUAACUUGAUUUUGCCUCAUGACCUUGGAAGAAGUUAAAAACAAUUUCAUAUUGCUUUGAAACAUAAAUUAUUUGAUCAGUUGUUUCUGAUAGAGUCAAGAUUUUUGUUUGUUUGUUGUUUAUUACUCAGAAGUACUAGAAAGCACUAGUUAGUGCAUGAGCUCUGGGAAAUGAAGAGUUCUUACGCUGUCACUCCACAGUUUAAAUGAAGGCAGCCCACUAGUGAGCAUUUUGUAGUUUGGGGUUUUUUUUAGGUUUAUUAGAAAAUUUAAAAAAUAAACCCCAAUGUGUAUUUUUCAAAGUUAACUACACUGGUGUAAAUUUAAUGUAUUGAACAAUGAUCUUAAAAGUAAAGUCUUCCUAUUAGUCUUUAGGUUGGAAAAGACAAUAUGGUCAGAUGCCAAAGAGACAGUAGCAUUUUAUUCCUUAAAUAAACUCCCUAUUUAUUGAAAUAUCAAAUUAAUUUGUAUUUCUGGCUGAAAAAUAAAAAGGGUAUUAUAAACA
Passer montanus (Eurasian tree sparrow) is the source of this 9891-nucleotide messenger RNA. It is a transcript of the gene MACIR, whose product is annotated as macrophage immunometabolism regulator. The record is from RefSeq and is a predicted model, not a curated record. Gene Ontology annotation, biological process: negative regulation of fibroblast migration; negative regulation of cytokine production involved in inflammatory response. NCBI's taxonomy places the organism in Eukaryota, Metazoa, Chordata, Aves, Passeriformes, Passeridae. The coding region runs from base 7598 to 8221 and encodes 207 amino acids. The transcript has 2 exons.